AUGUGUAACAGUUGUAUUGGGAGUCUGCCUUUUGAACUCCAAACUGCUGUGAAUGAAUCGUAUCCAUGGAGAAUGGGAACAUUUUUUUGUCGUUUUAGAAUAUUCUUAACCGAACUAUGUCCAUUAGUCAGCAUACUUAUAUUAACAAUAUUCAGUGCAGAAAGAUAUUUAUCAAUAUGUCAUCCAUUUAGAAAAGUUUUACGGUUUUCUCAAUUCGAUGCUGGACACUCAUAUAACCGCACUUCCUACAUGCGAAAUGUCAGCAAUAAUACUUAUUUAAGCAGUGAAAAAAUACCAAAAACACCUAAUUCAAAAGGCAAAAGAAGUACAUAUGGACAUGGUCCCAGUGAUCGGUCACAUUAUAAACGCAGUUACACGUCGUAUGCUGUUCAGAUUAAUGCACUUAAAUCAUGUUUCAUACUAAUUUUAUGUGUCUGGAUUCUAGCAGGUUGCUGUGCUACAGUAAUUGCUGGGUUGUCAAAAGUAUUUUAUGCUGUCUCCCUUCCUACAGUCGAUGAAUUCAUAAACACCACAUGCAGUUGUCAGAAAUGUAACCCAAAUAUCCUGUCUGAUCAGGCAAUUAAUUGCCUAGAAGAUGAUGAACUGUGGGCACCUGGAGAAGCCUUGACCGAUUCAUCAGUUUGUGCACCAUCUAAUGAUUCAGAAUGGGCUGCAUACAUGAGUAUUCCAGUAGUUCUUCAACUAUGGACUUUUCUGUUCUUUUUUACACCCAUGAUUAUCAUAUUUGGGAAUAAUCAAGCAUCUCGUAGUAAUUUAGGAAUUCAAUCUUCUGGAAAUGGACGAAGAGGUAUUGUAAGAAUGCUUGUGGCUAUAGUGGUUGCAUUUUUCAUCUGUUGGGCGCCAUUCCACCUUCAACGUAUUCUUACUUCUGCGAAUGUACAAAUGACUUGGUUUUUCAUUGACUUUCUUUUCUAUAUGUCCGGUUUUCUUUAUUACAUGAGUGCAACAGUGAAUCCUAUCCUGUAUAGUUUAAUGUCGGCUAGAUUUCGACGUGCAUUCUUAUCCACAUUUAGAAUAAAACGAAGUAGAUCAGAAACUGCAUCAUGUACCCAUCCUAUAGUUUCAAUGAGAAUUGUCCGGAUUAAUAAUAACACUCAAAUUUCAAGUCAGAUUGAUAAUGAACAACAGACUCCUAUUGAAAAUACCUCAUUCCUUCAACAGUCUAAUCAUGAAUUCAGUCAUCAAAAUAUUGUCGACAAAAUGGAUGAAAUAAGAAAAUAG
Molecule: messenger RNA, 1242 nt
Organism: Heterobilharzia americana
Lineage: Eukaryota; Metazoa; Platyhelminthes; Trematoda; Strigeidida; Schistosomatidae
Source: the annotation of a GenBank genome assembly